This is a messenger RNA of Necator americanus (New World hookworm), 621 nucleotides long. RefSeq lists its product as uncharacterized. Gene Ontology annotation, molecular function: guanosine-3',5'-bis(diphosphate) 3'-diphosphatase activity. Lineage: Eukaryota; Metazoa; Nematoda; Chromadorea; Rhabditida; Ancylostomatidae. The record is from RefSeq and is a predicted model, not a curated record. Bases 1 to 621 code for a protein of 206 amino acids. The transcript has 5 exons.
AUGAGCGAAGAGAAUGGUUGUAAGGCACUUUACCCCGAUUUGGAAGACGAGAAUCCUAAAUCGUCCUCAAAGUGUUUUAUGGAUCAUGGACCGGAGGACAUAGCUUUGAUUAUGAAGGCGAAUGACUUUGCUGCAAGAAGACAUCGUUUCCAGAAACGUAAGGAUCAUGCUGGGACACCGUACAUCAACCAUCCUAUUGGAGUGGCAUACAUUCUCACGAACGAAGCAAAAGUGUUCGAUGCGGCAACGCUAGCUGCUGCUCUUCUCCAUGAUACUGUAGAAGACACGAAGACCACGUUAGAAGAGAUCAAGGAGCAGUUUGGACAGGAGGUGCACGAUAUUGUGAAAGAAUGCACAGAUGACAAAUCACUACCGAAAGACGUUAGGAAAAGGGCGCAAAUCGAAAAUGGUCCGAAACAUUCUCAUAAGGCAAAACUUGUUCAUUUGGCCGAUAAACUCUACAAUUUACGUGAUUUGGAAAGAGCAACGCCUGUUGGAUGGGAUCGUCGAAGUGUCAAAGAGUACUUCAAAUGGUCAAAGCAGGUGAUCGCUGGGAUGAAAGGAACAAACGAGAAUCUUGAGAUAUUACUCGACGAUAUCAUAAACAAACAUCUAGCUUAA